AUGUUAAUAUGGCAAGGUCAUUGGGCUAGGGAAUGUCCUGACGCUAGAGAAAAGGGCAUGGAUGUUAGAAGUGGAAAAUGUUUUCGAUGUGGUGAAAUAGGUCAUUUAGCAAAAUAUUGCAGAGGAAAACCAGGAGGUGGUAAUGGCGGUGGCGGCGAUUAUGAUCGUAGAGGUCAUUCUUCUCGAUAUUCAAGAAAUAGAUCACCUCCUUAUUAUUCGCGUGGUGGUGGGGAAAUCGAUCAAAAAGUCCAUCGAAGUUAUAAACACUAA
Molecule: messenger RNA, 270 nt
Organism: Entrophospora sp. SA101
Lineage: Eukaryota; Fungi; Glomeromycota; Glomeromycetes; Entrophosporales; Entrophosporaceae
Source: the annotation of a GenBank genome assembly